AUGGAUGAAACCGACGAGUCAAUACCGUUUAUCGCGGACGUGACCAGCCACGAGUCGGGCUGGGCUAGCCUCCUACCGAGACAAUCGGGAGCCAGAAGACCCGCCGCCCAUUUGCGAGGGACACUAUUCUUACUUUUCUUGACUUCUGCAAUCACCUUCGCCUUCACUUCUCUAUUAUGGGCCGCCGUUGUUAUUCCCGCCGUUCGCAGUCCUCCAAAAGGAGGCGAUAAUUCAUCCAUCACCGAGAACACCCACCAGCCCGUCACAGCGACCCCAUCCAAAAGCCCCAACUCAUUCUCUGCAGCUGCCAUCGAGGAAUAUCAGAAGGACGGCACGUGGUUCGGGUUUGCGGACGAGGCCAAGAUGCAGCAGCGUCUGACCAUUUAA
Scedosporium apiospermum is the source of this 387-nucleotide messenger RNA. RefSeq lists its product as uncharacterized. The transcript has 2 exons. NCBI's taxonomy places the organism in Eukaryota, Fungi, Ascomycota, Sordariomycetes, Microascales, Microascaceae. The record is from RefSeq and is a predicted model, not a curated record. The coding region runs from base 1 to 387 and encodes 128 amino acids.